Messenger RNA from Penicillium bovifimosum, 1512 nucleotides. RefSeq lists its product as uncharacterized. Lineage: Eukaryota; Fungi; Ascomycota; Eurotiomycetes; Eurotiales; Aspergillaceae. Bases 1 to 1512 code for a protein of 503 amino acids. The record is from RefSeq and is a predicted model, not a curated record. The transcript has a single exon.
AUGGAUAAGGAAAAGGAUAAAGAAAAACAGGGUGAACUUGAAGUAUCUUUGAAACAGUUACUCUCGAGCUACGAGCAGGUCGCAAGAAAUUUGGCGGCCACUGAAUCGGAUAUCAUGGAGAUUGACACGGACCUCAAUAACAUUGGCCAAGGCGUGCCAAUGGAUGUCGAUGACACCGAUGAAAACAGCGGGGAAGGACCAGAUAAAGAUCAGCAAAAUGAAAUUGCAGACCAACCAGAGCCAGAAGCAAAUUCAUAUGGUUCGAGCUUGUCUAGUACCGCAAAUCCCGAACGCAAGGACCUCAAUGACACCACUAUCAGCCACGAUAGCUCGGCAAGCCAGCAGUUUGUUGACCAGACCGCACGGCCUAGUGAGACCCAAGGUGCAAGCCAACAGGAUCACGAAAAACCCAAGGAUUAUAAAGAUUAUCCGUUUGUUGACCUAACUUUGGGUGACGACGACGGACCAAGUGAGCGACUCUUUGAGAACGGCACAGUCAUUUUGAAGAAGAACGCUCGGAGUGGAGUUGACUACCUUAACUCAUAUGGGCCCUUGAACUGUGCGAUGACCAUUUGGAGCUCGAAUGCGGCUCCUAAUAAAGUGGAAGAUUGCACGUACCUUAAAGGUAGUCCUCAUAACCAAGCUGAACUGAAAGAUGAGACUGGAAAAGCCUUGUACAAGGGCAUGAUUCGCAAUAUCAAGAAAGUUGCCUGGCAGCCCAGGCGGGAAGGAAGUACAAUGCUGGAUUUACUGGAGUCAGUGGAGGAGCUGAAUCCUGAAGUCAAGAAGAGAAACACAAGAUAUAUCUUCCCAUUCACUACCGUACUUGUUGACUGGAAGCAGGGGGUUAACCUGCCGCCUGUUUGGAUCAGCCGCACAAACUACAAGAAACUGAGCAGCACAGCUAAGAAAGAAGGCCUAAAAACAGACCGAAGAAUCUACGCGGUAGCUUUAGUUCAAGUGAAGAACUACCGGAAUUGGGCAGGAAAGCUACUUGACAACAAGUGGACAGGAAUGCAAAGAAUAGGCUUAGCGCAAAGCCCUACUCCAUUCCCAGAAACAUUAGAGACAGAACAGAUCUUGCUCCGUGGACAGUACGACCAUGUCCAGGACGAAAAAAGCGAGAACAACCAAGACCAGAGAACUCAAGGCCCAAGCUUGGGACUAGGGAACAGCCAGAACCGGGGCACCCGGAGCGAAAGCAACGAAGGCGAGCACAGCCAGGCCCAGAGCAAUGCGAUUAAAAGUGCCAAAAACCAGGGUAAUGCAGCAAGUCCUACAGAUUAUCAAUUUUCGAAUGAAAACCCGGUGGCCCACGACAAGAAACCCGAAAGCUCUCCUCAGCAAACCUUCAACCGAAAGAAGUUCUUGAAUGACAUCUUGAGCAUGAUUGAUGAUUUUAAUACUCUUCAGCUUGAAAAACAAAUGGAGAUGCGCACUCUUGCGCUGGCCCAAUACGAUCUCUAUAAGCGAAAAAUGGAAGAAGGCGGUGCUAAGGAAGAGCCGGUCUAG